Clonostachys solani is the source of this 1404-nucleotide messenger RNA. NCBI's taxonomy places the organism in Eukaryota, Fungi, Ascomycota, Sordariomycetes, Hypocreales, Bionectriaceae. The record is from the annotation of a GenBank genome assembly.
AUGUCUCGUUCCAACCAGCCCAAAUCACCCGAUGCAUCUGGGAGUCCUCAAGGACCUUUCCCAGUGCCCAACGCAACUCUACCGUUCUGGAGGACAGACCUUCACGAACUAGACGAUCAUCGAAGCACACCCGAAUUGCCACAACAAUGCGACGUCUUGAUCAUCGGGUCUGGCCUCUCAGGUGCCGCCACUGCCUAUCACAUACUUGACAAUAACCCUUCGCCACCGUCCAUCGUCAUUUUAGAGGCACGUCAGGCAUGCUCAGGAGCCACAGGCCGUAAUGGUGGGCAUGUCAAGCCAGACCUGUACUACCGUGUGCCCCAAUAUGCACGCUUGUAUGGCAAGCAGGCAGCCGCCGACAUGGCAGUAUUCGAGAUGGACCACGUGCAGGCAGUCAAAGAUCUGGUGGAAAAGGAGUGCAUCGACUGCGAUUUCGUCCUCACUCGUGCCUACGAUGUCAUUAUUGAUCCCAAGCUGGCGGAGACAACCAAGAGCGAGUUUGAUCAACUGGUAGCAGAAGGUUUUCCGACGACCAAGGAUGUGUGGUAUGCCCCGGCUGCUUCUGCCAAAGCCCUGACGGGCGUCAAAGAUGCCCAGUGUGCUUUCUCCUUUACAGUGGCCAGCUUAUGGCCAUACAAGCUCGUCAUGCACCUUCUGUCGUUGGCUGUCAAGAGGGGGGCCAACUUGCAAACACAUACCCCUGUCACAUCCGUCUCGGAAACCCUGGACGCCGAUGGCUACUGGCUCGUGACAACUUCUCGGGGACUGAUCAAGGCAAAGAAGAUCGUCUUUGCUACGAAUGGCUAUACCGCAGGCCUUCUGCCAGAGUUCCGGGAGAAGAUCAUCCCUGUUCGUGGGAUUUGCAGCAGGAUUGCUCUCCCCAAGGGAAAGGAAGCCCCGUCUCUACCGUUCUCCUAUAGUGUACGCCACAAUGCCAAAGGUGCAGAUUAUCAAAUCACUAGACCCGAUGGAAGCAUCAUCGUGGGUGGAGGUCGACCCGCGUACUGGCACAAAGGCAACGAGUGGUAUAACAUCUAUGACGAUUCUCAGAUGAUAGAGCCUGCUGUGUCAUAUUUCGACGGCCUCAUGCAGAGAACGUACCGUGGUUGGGAAGAUAGUGGCGCCGCUGUUGAUAAAGUCUGGACUGGAAUUCUAGGGUAUAGUAAUGACUUAGUUCCAUACGCGGGGGCGGUUCCAUACAAGGAUGGACAGUUCAUCUGUGCCGGGUUCAACGGACAUGGCAUGCCGGCGAUUCUACUCACAUCAAAGGGCAUUGCCAAGAUGGUUAAUGAAGGCUGUGCCUUCGAGGAGACGGGUGUGCCGUGGCCUUUUAAAGCCACUCCGUCUCGUCUACAGAACCCGUCUAAUGCUAUUAUAGACAUGGUAGUACAAGCAAAGUUGUAA